Messenger RNA from Meloidogyne enterolobii, 546 nucleotides. NCBI's taxonomy places the organism in Eukaryota, Metazoa, Nematoda, Chromadorea, Rhabditida, Meloidogynidae. The record is from the annotation of a GenBank genome assembly.
AUGUCUAUUCCACCACCACCUCCACAAAAUACUACUUCAAACACCAAUUUAAAUUCAAUUACUGUCAAUCCACCAAUUGAAUUAUUAGUCGAUGAAUUAUAUAAAUGUGCCCAUCCACCCCCUUCUUACAGUAAAGCUACAAGAAAUAACAACAAUUUAUCUACAAUUAGAAGAGCAUUAUCUGAAAAUCAACCAAGAGAAUUAACGUUUAUUUCUCCAUUUGGAGGUUCUUUAUGUAGAAUAUUUCCUUCUUUAUCAACAACAAAUAAUCCUCCAACAGAAGAAUCACCUCCAAUUUAUACCAGAAAUGUUUCAGAAAUUGAUACAAGGGAAUUUAAUUCAAAUAAUAUAAAUUAUUGUUGUUGUAGAAGUAAAUAUAAAUUAAUUUUAAUUAAAAAUAAUCAUUUUUUUAAUUUUUUAGCAUUUCAAUUUUUACAUUUCCAAUCACCAAACAAAAAACGUUUCUUUUCUGGUUUUAUCUGCUUUCUAUUUAUUUUAAUAAUAAUUUCUUUAUUUGUAAUACUUGAUAGAUUGCUUUUGGACUAG